Messenger RNA from Octopus sinensis (East Asian common octopus), 1518 nucleotides. RefSeq lists its product as uncharacterized. The record is from RefSeq and is a predicted model, not a curated record. The transcript has 6 exons. Gene Ontology annotation, cellular component: membrane. The coding region runs from base 1 to 1518 and encodes 505 amino acids. Gene Ontology annotation, biological process: transmembrane transport. Gene Ontology annotation, molecular function: transmembrane transporter activity. Lineage: Eukaryota; Metazoa; Mollusca; Cephalopoda; Octopoda; Octopodidae.
AUGGCAGAAGAGGUUGUAUCGUGGACGAGGUUGAAUGGACCGAAGUUAGAGACUUUCCUCUUCGGUCAAGCUCUCAUUGACUAUUUCCAGUUUCACUUGGAAAGGAAAAUGAGGAUGGAGAGUGAAGUACUCUCCUCUCCCAGUAAAUUCGUCAAAAGGUGGAUUACUAUCAUGGAACCAAAUACAAAACAGGUAUACGAUAACCAAAACGAUAACGACUCUACAUCGUCCGUCCAGAUUAGCGACGUGACACUCAUUUCUUAUGUCCCUGUAAUGAUGAGUUGUCAGACAUUAAUGCAUCUUUACGCUCAUUCACGUAUCGAGGAGGAAUAUAGUGAAAAGCAGGGUUUCUCUUCGGUGUAUCAAGAUUUCGUGAAAAUAAACGAGGAGGUGCAACGUCUAACGAGUACGUGGAUGACCAAUGCUUUAUCCGUGGAAUAUUUUAUAAACAUUUUUUCAAUUCCUUUAAUACAUUUCAUAAGCGAAGUUUUUGGUCGUAAAGUUGGCAUGCUGUUGUCUCUGAGCGGUACACUCGGAAAAGUCAUAGUAAUUACAGCAACGAUGUUCUUCAAACUACCUUUGGACGUCUUGGUUUGGGCAUGCGCUAUCAAUGGCAUCACCGGAGGAACUGGAAGCUUCAUCACUGGUAUAGUUUCGCACAUUUCCGAUAAAAGCAACCUCGGAAAAUCCUGCUUCGAUCAUUUUUCAAGAAUUCUGGCUUUAGCCAUUGGAGUGUCCGGCAUUUUUACUGUUAUCUUCGGUUAUAUAAUGACUUCCUUUAGCAGAAUCAUCGUGUCUCUGUGUUUGGUGUAUUUAGCUUUAGUCUGUGCAAUCAUUAUUAUAUUUCGUUUUGAGGAAUCACAAAACAGAAACGCCAGCCAAAUGAGUCCAACAAUGAAAUGUUCCUUUCGGGAUUUAUGGAAUGUUGUGCCUAUCAGAAAAUUUUUAUUGUUGUUCUUUUUCUUGUCAAUGGCAGCCUUCAGUUAUUUGCCUGCUGGAGGACAGACUAUCUUUGUCACGCAGUUUUUUAUUAACAAAUCAGUUAACGCCUGCAACAACACCACGAUCGGAAUAUACUUAGGUAUUUUCGCUUUCAGCUUUUACAUCACUCACUUCUUCGCAAGCAUGGCAAAAAUGGAGCAUAUAAGCAGUAAUGUGAUAAUCGUUGUAUGUCUUCUACUCGGGUUCGUCAGCAGUAUUGUUCUUUCUUUCACAAUGAGAAUGUUCUUUUAUCAAGCAGUUCUGGUGAACAACUUGGUUGUCUACACAGUAAUGUAUUUCAUCGGCAGAGAGUUGUCUCUGCUUGUUGACGUCCGCUUACAUGGUUGCCUUUAUGCCCUAUUGUUCGUCAUCAAUUUAUGUGCUACGUCACUGACGCUACCUUUCCUCAAUAUGAUAUAUAAGAGAACGCUCAGCCAUUUUCCUGGUUCUCUAUAUUUUACAUAUGCCGCGUUCUUUUUAAUUGCUGCAUCUUUUCAAUUCGGAGUGUGGUUUUACGAGAAAGAUAAAAAAGAAUGA